Molecule: messenger RNA, 1319 nt
Organism: Antrostomus carolinensis (chuck-will's-widow)
Lineage: Eukaryota; Metazoa; Chordata; Aves; Caprimulgiformes; Caprimulgidae
Gene: FKBP9
Product: FKBP prolyl isomerase 9
Exons: 8
Cellular component (GO): endoplasmic reticulum
Molecular function (GO): peptidyl-prolyl cis-trans isomerase activity
Source: RefSeq, a predicted model, not a curated record
UCAGCUAUGACAGGGGAUCUACAUUCAACGUGUUUGUGGGAAAAGGUCAACUUAUUGCUGGGAUGGACAAAGCUCUGGUCGGCAUGUGCGUGAACGAGCGGCGCUUCGUGAAGAUUCCCCCCAAGCUCGCCUACGGAAGCCAAGGCGUCUCUGGUGUGAUACCCCCCAACGCUGUGCUCCAUUUUGAUGUGCUGCUGAUCGAUCUCUGGAACUCGGAGGACGAAGUGCAGGUUCAGACUUACUUCAAACCUGAGAAGUGCCCUCGGACAGUCCAGGUGUCUGACUUUGUACGAUACCAUUACAAUGGGACCUUCUUGGAUGGGACCUUGUUCGAUUCAAGCCAUAAUCGGAUGCGAACUUACGAUACCUAUGUGGGAAUUGGAUGGUUGAUUCCUGGUAUGGACCAGGGUCUCUUGGGAAUGUGCGUAGGAGAGAAGCGCAUUAUCACAAUACCACCUUUCCUGGCGUAUGGAGAAGAAGGAGAUGGUAAGGAGAUCCCUGGCCAAGCUUCUCUCGUCUUUGAUGUGGUUUUGCUGGAUCUCCAUAACCCCAAAGAUGGUGUUACUAUUGAGAACCAGCACGUGCCUGAAUCUUGCGAGCGGAGAAGCCAGACGGGAGACUUUCUGCGAUACCAUUACAACGGCACGCUUCUGGAUGGCACGUUGUUUGAUUCCAGCUAUUCCCGAAAUCGUACGUAUGACACCUAUGUCGGGAAAGGUUAUGUGAUUGCUGGGAUGGAUGAAGGUUUGCUAGGUGUGUGCACUGGGGAAAAAAGAAGAAUAAUAAUCCCCCCACAUCUGGGGUAUGGAGAAGAAGGAAGAGGAAAGAUCCCAGGAUCUGCAGUGCUGGUCUUUGACAUCCACGUGGUUGAUUUCCACAACCCCUCAGAUUCGGUCAGCAUUACUGUCAACUACAAACCUUCCAACUGCACCGUACUCAGUAAGAAAGGAGAUUAUUUGAAGUAUCACUACAAUGCUUCACUCCUGGAUGGUACUCUGCUAGACUCCACACACAGCCUGGGCAAGACCUACAACAUAGUUCUGGGAUCUGGACAGGUGGUGGUGGGGAUGGACAUGGGCCUUCAAGACAUGUGCGUUGGGGAACGACGGACAGUCGUUAUUCCACCUCAUCUUGGUUAUGGAGAAGAUGGUGUUGAAGGAGAAGUGCCUGGUAGUGCUGUGUUAGUUUUCGACAUCGAACUGCUGGAACUGGUGUCGGGCUUGCCUGAAGGGUACAUGUUUGUGUGGAAUGGGGAAGUGUCUCCCAAUCUUUUUGAAGAAAUAGACCAGAAUCAUGAUGGAGAGGUUCUUUUGGAGGAG